AACUCAACCAGUUUCAUUCUAGUUUUUAGAAUUUUAAUGUUCAAUAAAACAGAAGUUGACUUGUAAUAUUUGUUCAAAAUUGUAUUUAUCAAUUUUAAAUUUCCGUGUGCUAAAUUCGCAGAUAUCAAAUCUGCAGAAGAAAAGUAAUCUCAACCCUAAACAUGGAUCGAAGAAAGACUUCAGUUAAAAAAAGUAUAAAAAAGAGUAUUUUGCGGCCAUCUUUAGUUAUCAAAUGUAAUUUCGUCUUUGACAUUAUCGUUACAAAUUUCUAUACUCCGCAAUUGAAAACGGAUGAUAAGAACAAGUUAAGCAUCGGUGUACAGUUUAAUCGAAAACCAAUAGAAAUAACCGGAAAUCGAAUCAAUGUCAACGAUUUCGUAAACGGAACUGGCACCGAAUUCCAAAUAAAUCCAUAUAAACUUCGUCAGACUAUCGAAGAAUGUGGCAUGCCAGUGUCAGUUAAGUAUAAUGGCAUUUUAAUCGGCUCUGGUCAGCUGCUCUUUCCCGAGAGCUUCACCGAGAAUAUUGCCGAGGAUAUGACAGAUUUAAUGCACUCAGAUACAUGUAAUUUUCAGAAAAAUGGUGAAGUGGUGGGCAGCAUAGAGUUUCUGCUACGUUUGCUAAUCAAAUGCGAGGAGAACAAAGGACCAAGUGAAUGUCGUCAGUUCAUGGGCAGUUGCAUCAGUCCUCAUGAUAUUCUGUUUCUCGUCAGCGAAUCUCAGAAAUGUCCGCAUCCCUGUGAUCCUUGCUUAGAUGCCUGGGAGCAGGAAGAGGGUGAUGAGCGCAUCAACUUAGAUCUGCUGCGCUAUCAGACUGUCAAGCCUCCUCCAAGUACAGCUGAAACCCUUCUAUAUAAUCCUGGUCUCGAUGCCAUCAGCUGUGAGCUUAAAAAAAUGACUACGGAUUGUGUCAGCACUAUAGACACCAUACUCAAGGGCACAAAGCGACCGACGCCGCCUUGCCGCACCGCAGACAGCCUGCGAGGUCCUUGCGAUGGACCUUGCUCCCAAGCCGAAGAGCAAGCUGCCGCUCCAGCUGUACUCAAUUUCUCUGCUCCCAAAAUGGAGGUUUCUGUUGGCGACAGCAAGAAAAAGGACAUAAAGCCCUCUCGCUUCUGUCCCGGCUGCCUGGCCAACAUGUCCUGGCUGCCCCUGUUCGCUGCUUGCCCCAAAUGCGGCUUAAAGCCCUCGCCUGUGGCAGGCGAAGAGAAGCCACUGAAAGCGGAUAACAUAAUUCUCGAGUAUCUGGGCAAAUCAAAGCAAACAGUAGACGAUUACUGUAAGUUGCCUUGCGACAAACCGGAAGAGAAAAAGAAACCCGAGCACGUUUGUCGUUGCACCUGCAAAUAUGGCAAGAUCUGUGCGUAUUGUCGCAUUCGAGAGCAAUGCGCCGACUUUAUAAAUCUGCAGCAGCCAGCUACGUCACCCAAAGUGGAAUCAGAAGAGGAGCAAGUAGAUUACUGCGCGAUGGAAGAGAAGCUAGAGGAAAAGUCCUCGCGACCAUUUCUAUCACGAGUCUUUUCCGAGUUGCGCGACAUGUACGACAUCAAGGAUGCUGUGCGACCUGAGGAUUUCGAGAAGAGCACCGAGCAAACCAGGCGAAAAUCAACUAAACCUCCGCUACCCUUUUCGGCGAAAGCCAGGAAAAGUUCGAUUACAAAAAAACCAAAGGCUAAGAAGGUGAAAAAGGUGGCCAAAGAGCCCAACAGACUGAUUAGCUCCUUGCACAAGUCGUGCGCCAAGAAAAGUCGUGGCGUCUCUCAGCGGCAUGGCUGGGACUGGUCUUCCACCAGGGAGGCAAGGAAACAUGGCUGGCGUCCCGGUGCCGUGCUCAAACCGAUUAAAAAGGUAAUGAAAUACUUUCUGGAAUACACGCCAGAUCAAGCGCCCUUGGCCAUCUGCAAGAAGAUGAUGCAGCAAGCCGAGGAACAAGAACGUCAGCUGCCCACGCUCAAUAUGUGCAAGAAGAAUGGCGAAAUCUUUGUCACACUGCGAGCCAUCAACACGGACAACGUGAAGAUGAAACCGAUUGUGUUCAAGAUAGUGAAAAGCGAUCUGGCCGUGACCUUGCAGCAGAUAAAACGCAAGCUCAAAGACUUGGGCUUCUCCAAAUGCACUUGCCAUCAAUCGUUGAUGCUGUGCGUCUGCCGUGCUCCAGUGGAGAAGAAAGCUCUCGAGGCAGCGCUGCAAAUGGAGUGUCAUCGUCGUGGUAUGGAGAGCUGUGUGGAGCAUCUAGUGCUCACAGACACAAGUGAGAGUGACAUGGAGUUUGACUUCGAUGUCACGCCUCCAGCAGCUGUGGCGAAGCAGCUGGCUGAGGUGAGGCCAAGAAUGAAUCACAGCACACAGACGCUGGGCAAGCAGGAUCUAAAGGUUAAGCCACUGUAUCCCAUACAGAACGAUUCCUUCUACAUCCGCACCUAUGACUGUGCUUUGGGCGAUCGCUACACGGGCACAGCGUACGGCAAACUCGGUGAACAGGUGUUCGAGGACGGUCUCUUUGGCUACAAGCAGGGUGGACCACAUGGUGAGCCAGCUAAUCCAGGUGGACGCCUCAGAUCGAAUGUGAUUUGGGGGUCCAAGCCAGGUGGUCCGAUGCAGGGUGGCGGUCGCUUUGGGCCGCAGAGGAAUGUUGGUGGCAAGACAUUCCCUGGUGCACCGAAGAAGAAGCAAGGCCAGAGCAAACCGAUUCCGGUGAGAAUGCCACAGAAAUUCUACAAGGCAGCUGCUGCAGCAGCCGAAGCUAAGAAGGCCGAAGCAGAGAAAUCGAAGCAGAAGAAACCCACAGACAUGAUGGAGUACAUGAUGAAGAAGGGAGCUGUGUCCAGACCAUGGAAUCCAGCGGCAAAUGCGUAUUAAGCUGCAGAAGAA
This is a messenger RNA of Drosophila albomicans, 2870 nucleotides long. RefSeq lists its product as uncharacterized. The record is from RefSeq and is a predicted model, not a curated record. The coding region runs from base 162 to 2858 and encodes 898 amino acids. Lineage: Eukaryota; Metazoa; Arthropoda; Insecta; Diptera; Drosophilidae. The transcript has 3 exons.